Messenger RNA from Triticum turgidum subsp. durum (durum wheat), 339 nucleotides. NCBI's taxonomy places the organism in Eukaryota, Viridiplantae, Streptophyta, Magnoliopsida, Poales, Poaceae. The record is from the annotation of a GenBank genome assembly.
AUGAGAGGGAGCGGCCUUGUGUUCGUGAUCACCCUCGUGUUCGUCGGGUGCCUUGCGAUCGGACAGUGUCGUCCUGUGGUUAGAGGAAGCAACCAAGAGAGUCGUGCCAAUAUUACUGCAAAUGCUACAACUAUUGCGGAUUCGUCGUCAUCAAGGGAGAGCUCGAGCAAACUGACGUUGAACUGGUGUUACCCAAGGGACCCAAGGGACUGCAACAAUCCUAACAAUCCGUUCUACACGAGACCGUGCUACUGCUGCCCCUUGCGACCGGACGAGCUGUGCUUUAGUAAUAUCGACGAUUGCCAUGCAGGGUGCCCGACUUGUCAUCCUACUUGCUGA